This is a messenger RNA of Polistes dominula (European paper wasp), 3066 nucleotides long. Its product is annotated as cytoplasmic aconitate hydratase. Lineage: Eukaryota; Metazoa; Arthropoda; Insecta; Hymenoptera; Vespidae. The record is from RefSeq and is a predicted model, not a curated record.
AAUACUUUUUUUUUUUUAUCUGUCAUGGAAAAUCACGAUUACGUUGUGUAGACGACGUGACUUAAGCAACAACGAUCAUGGCCGGUGACAAUCCUUACAAGAACUUAGUGAAAACUUUAGAAUGUGGUUCAAAACAAUAUCGUUAUUAUGAUGUCACUCAAUUUGGAGAAAAAUAUGACAGAUUACCAUUUUCGAUAAGAGUUUUAUUAGAAAGUACUGUCAGAAAUUGCGAUGGAUUUCAAGUGAAAACCAGCGAUGUAGAAAAACUCAUCGAUUGGGAGAUCAAUCAAACGAUUCCUGAAGGAGUUGAAAUAGCAUUUAAACCAUCAAGAGUUAUUUUACAAGAUUUUACCGGAGUUCCAGCAGUCGUUGAUUUUGCUGCUAUGAGAGAUGCUGUUAAAAAAUUGGGCGGUAAUCCUGACAAAAUAAAUCCCAUUUGUCCUUCGGAUCUCGUUAUUGAUCAUUCCAUACAAGUUGAUUUUAUUAGAAGUUCGGAUGCAUUGACAAAAAAUGAAGAAAUUGAAUUCGAAAGGAACAAGGAACGUUUUAUGUUUUUAAAAUGGGGAGCUAAGGCAUUUGAAAAUAUGUUAAUAGUACCACCAGGAAGCGGUAUCGUUCAUCAAGUGAAUUUAGAAUAUUUAGCCAGGGUUGUGUUUGAUAACAACAGUCUUCUUUACCAUGAUAGCGUUGUUGGAACAGACUCACAUACAACUAUGAUUAAUGGUCUUGGUGUUCUUGGAUGGGGAGUUGGAGGAAUAGAAGCAGAAGCUGUUAUGUUAGGUCAAGCGUUGUCUAUGUUAAUACCUAAAGUUGUUGGUUACAAAUUAGAAGGUGUUUUAAAUCAAUACGCAACGUCAACAGAUUUGGUACUUACUAUUACUAAGAAUCUUCGUCAAGUAGGAGUUGUUGGAAAGUUUGUUGAAUUCUUUGGCUCCGGUGUAUCUCAAUUAAGUAUAGCUGAUCGUGCAACAAUUUCAAAUAUGUGUCCAGAGUACGGAGCUACAGUUGGAUUUUUUGCAGUUGAUAAACAGAGUUUAGCAUAUCUCAAACAAACUAAUCGAUCAGAAGAACAUAUUGCAAAAAUUGAGAAAUAUCUGACCGCUUUACACAUGUUAAGAAAUUACGAAGAUGAACAACAAGAUCCUAUAUACUCCGAAGUUAUUAGUUUGGACUUGAAUACAGUAGUUUCCAGCGUCAGUGGCCCAAAAAGACCUCACGAUCGAGUUUCUGUGUCUGAUAUGAAGGAAGAUUUUAAAAAAUGUCUUUCCAAUAAGGUAGGAUUCAAAGGAUAUGGUUUAAGUCCAGCAAAAUUGGACAAUGUUGGAAUGUUUGAAUAUGAAGGAAAGGAUUAUAAAUUACGUCACGGUUCUGUAGUUAUUGCAGCAAUUACCAGUUGUACAAAUACCAGUAAUCCUAGUGUCAUGCUAGGAGCAGGUCUUUUGGCUAAAAAAGCGGUUGAAGCUGGAUUAUCGGUUGCACCGUAUAUAAAAACAUCUCUAUCACCUGGAUCAGGUGUAGUUACGUAUUAUCUUCAAGAAAGUGGCGUCAUUCCGCAUUUAGAAAAAUUAGGCUUUGAUGUCGUAGGUUAUGGAUGUAUGACUUGUAUCGGAAAUAGUGGUCCUCUUCCAGAUGUGAUAGUAAAUACCAUCGACAAGAACGAAUUAGUAUGCUGUGGUGUAUUAUCCGGUAAUAGAAAUUUCGAGGGUAGAAUUCAUCCAAAUACUCGAGCAAAUUACUUAGCAUCACCGCUUUUAGUUAUUGCAUAUGCUAUCGCUGGUACUGUAGAUAUUGAUUUUGAAAAAGAACCUUUAGGAUACAGGAAAGAUGGAUCGGCAAUAUUUCUUCAAGAUAUAUGGCCUACCAGAUCAGAAAUUCAAAGUGUCGAACAAAAAUAUGUUAUACCGGCUAUGUUUAAAGAAGUAUAUGAUAAAAUAGAAAAAGGUAGCAGCAAUUGGGCAAAUUUGUUAGCUCCUAAUGGUAAAUUAUAUCCUUGGGAUUUAAAUUCCACAUAUAUACAAAAUCCACCAUAUUUUGAUCAUCUUCAGAAGGAAAUUCCUAAAAUACAAUCUAUUAAUAAUGCACGUGUACUUUUGAAUCUUGGUGAUUCUGUAACAACCGAUCAUAUUAGUCCUGCUGGUAGCAUUGCACGUAAUUCUCCAGCUGCAAGAUAUCUUGCUAGUCGUGGAUUAACACCAAAAGAAUUUAAUUCUUAUGGUUCACGUAGAGGAAACGAUGCUGUUAUGGUGCGAGGAACAUUUGCAAAUAUUCGUUUACUUAAUAAAUUUAUUGGUAAACCUGGACCAAGAACAAUUUAUAUUCCAACUAACGAAGAGAUGGAUAUAUUUGAUGCUGCAGAGAAAUAUAAAAAAGAUAAUAUUCCUCUAAUAUGUUUAGUUGGUAAAGAAUAUGGAUCUGGAUCUUCCAGAGAUUGGGCGGCAAAGGGACCAUACCUUCUUGGAAUACGAGCGAUAAUAGCUGAAUCUUAUGAAAGAAUUCAUAGGUCCAAUCUUGUAGGAAUGGGCAUUAUACCAUUACAAUACCUUCCAGGACAAAAUGCUGAAUCCUUAGGAUUAACAGGUUAUGAAAAAUUUAAUAUUAUUCUCCCUGACGAUUUUCAGCCUGGUCAAAAUAUUACAGUUACGACGGAUCAAGGCAAAAGAUUUGAAGUUAUUGUACGCUUUGAUACAGAAGUUGAUAUAACUUAUUAUCGGCAUGGAGGUAUUCUUAAUUAUAUGAUUAGAAAGAUGCUCUGAUAAGUUUAUUUUUAAUCGCAAUUAAAUCAUUUGAAUAUGAACAAGUGUUACUUAAGGAGAUACUUAAACUCAUGCUUAAUAAUUCAUUGUUGAUGUAUAUUAUUGUUAAAGGUGGUAUGGUAUAAAAUUGUUUAUAUUUUAAGAUAUUAUAACAAUGUUAAGAAGAGAAAGUCAUAAAGUUGGAAAAAAAUGUAUCUUGGAAAUAUGAAGUAGUUUUAUAAUACCCCAUGAUGACUGCGAAUGCAUUCGUAUAUUAUAUACAUAGAAAAUAUUAUUUAUGUUAUUUCCAAAUAUAUUUUUACUUAAAAUUCUU